Messenger RNA from Perca fluviatilis (European perch), 4489 nucleotides. It is a transcript of the gene ccdc177, whose product is annotated as coiled-coil domain containing 177. The record is from RefSeq and is a predicted model, not a curated record. The transcript is spliced from 3 exons. Lineage: Eukaryota; Metazoa; Chordata; Actinopteri; Perciformes; Percidae. Bases 529 to 3063 code for a protein of 844 amino acids.
GUUCGACUACGUGUUAAAAGCCAUUGCCAUUUGAGCGUAUGAGCGCUUGGUUAAAUGCAGCGUGCAUACCGUAUUUUUAGCAUAUUGCCACAGGCAGGCGGAGCUAAGGAGGCUGAGAUGGAGGGAUGCUGCUGAAUAGCAGGUGGAGACCGCGGAUGUUUACGGCGUGCACUUUUGCCAAGGGAGGAUCGAGACUCAGAGGGAGCCGGAUAGGGGAUUGUCAGGAGAUACUACAUUUCACACUGCGGACGGUUUAGUAGUAUUUCUUUGUGAUCUCGCAGAGCACAGAUUGAGCGCUGCUCCCCGCUGCUCGGUGGACCGACAGGCUGUGAAAAAAGGCUGCGUGUCGCUGUCGCGUCGCGGGAGGCUGCGACGAUGUGAAGCUCCAUCGUUGGGUCGACGGCCGCAGCCUUUCCCCUUGGAACCUGAUAUUAUUAUGCAGGGAGCAAUAAGGGACACUGGACGGAUUAAAGGGGAACACAGCAGCGGUUUAGAAAACCUUUUACAAACUGGCAGCAUUAGCCAACUAUGGUCGACCCCUCGGAGGCUGAGGAGCAGAACAAGUGCAAGGGCCCGCACCUCGACACGUCAGCCGUGGCCACUGAAGUACCUCGACUGCCAGAACAGGCCGAGGGUGCGACGACAGAGGAGGAUGGGGAUGCCGGAUUCGAGACGCCGCCCUCCCGCAGUCCUGAGCCGAGCCCCUGCCACGCCGCAUCCCCGGCGGGGCCAGACGCCCCACCUGAGCAACCACAGACUCAGACCGACAGAGCUCCGUCACCAAAAUUGCACCUGAACCUGUACAAUUUUGACUCACCAGCCGCGGAGGGUAGCCGCUACGUGUUGACGAGCCCUCAUUCUCUGGAGGCGUGUGCUCGAUGUGGGGUCAAACCCGUAGAGCUCCUGCCCCGUCCGCUGGCCGACUUUGCCCGGGAGGCUCCCGGCCGCUCCAUGCGCGUUGCGACAGGACUGUUUGAAGUCUACGAGAAGGACAGGCACGCCAAACUCAGGCAGUGCAGGGAGGAGAGGGAGAGGAUCGUCCGAGAUGAAAAAAGAAGGAUCCUGCAGGCGACGGUCAAUACCGGCAGCAGUGCGUCACCCUCCUCUGCGGAGCAGCAGCAGCAGCAGCACAAAGCCUCCCCUGGCUCCGCUCAGCCUCCUAAAUCUGGGCCGGUGACCUCCAGCGCAGCCCCUGAUUUCGGAGCGUCCUCUAGAGCCACGGCACCAGGUCCAACCUCUAAAACAGGCACAGCUCUUUUAUCUAAAGCUCCCAGCUCCAGUAGCUCCCCUAAAUCUCAGUCCUCAAAAUCUGCUUCCACAACCUCUACACCAUCCUCCAAGGGUGGUUUCCAAGGAUCGGCCAAGCAUCCUUUGUCCUCCCCAUCUGAGCAAUCAAAGACCACACGGCCGCUCUCGUCGGGCCCUCCACCGGUAGUGAGGAAGUCCUCAGGCGGUAAAUCUUCAAACACUUUCCCCAGAUCGACACCAAAACCCCCCUCCUUCCCCAGAGCCAACUCUACAUUAGCGUCAUCAGGGACAAAGCCUGCAGUUAAGAGCUCUGGGACGCCUCUGAAUGGCAUUACAGGAGCACAGUUCUCUCAGCACAAUGGACAUCUCGGCCUUCACUCCAAGGUGCAAGGAAAAAGCCAUUCGCUGGAGUCCUUGCAGCGGAGGAAGGAUCCCGUCUGCUCUUCCACCUCCACCACCACAACUACUACUACAUGCACCUCGUCAGAGUCUGGUGCUUCCUCUUCGUACAGCUGGGACGGUCCACGAGAUCACUGGGCCAAAUCCUCCAGUCCUCGAGCUCGCACCAUGGCCACUUUCAACUCCCUGAUGGGCCGCAGCCUCAGCCUCGGCGACCUGAGCCACUCCCUUCAGACGACGCAGAAGGUCGAGCGCAUAGUGAAGGAGGUGAAGCGGCGGGGCCUGAAGGCCGUGUCCGAGCGCGACCGCAAGAUCGCGGCGCUGAUGCUCGCCAGAUACCAGGAGGAAGACAUCAUGAGUCAGACUCGCUACGUGGCUCACCUGCAGUGGGACAGCGAGCGCCGAAUGGACGAGCUACGUCGGGAACAGGAGGACCGGGAGAAGCAGCGCGCGGUGCUUCAGUGCCAGCGGGUGUGGCAGACCAAGGUGACGACGCGCCAGCGAAGACUCAGCCAGCAGGAGCGGCAGUCGACGGCCGCCAGAAUGCGGCAGGCUGAGGAAAGCGAGGAGCGGUGGAGGGAGCUCUCGGAGCAGCAGGAGCGCAACCGCCUGCUGAGGUUGCAGCAGGCGGCGCGAGAGGAGAAGCACAAGAAAGCCCUGCAGGAGCAGAACCUGAAGGCCCUGGAGGAGGAGAGGGCGGCCAUGCUGGAGCAGGAGAGGCUGCUGCUGAAGGAGAAACUCACCAUGGCCGAGCUGAAGAGGCAAGAGAAGGAGCACCAGAGCCAGGAGGAGAGGCGGGGUCUGAACAAGGCGGAGAAGAGACGCCACGCGGCCCUGAUCCAGGAGAUCGCCCGCAGAGAGCAGGAGGAGAGGGAGGAGGCCCGGAGGGCCGCGGAGGAGAAGCUCAGCCGCUCCCUGGAGAAUUACGAGCAGAUAGUCGAGCGCCGGGGGCAGGAGCUGAAGGAAAAGGCCAAGCGCGAGGAGAAGCAGAUCCAGAAAGCGCGCAAAGCGGCGGAGAAGCGCGAGAGGCAGCAGCAGCAGCUCCUGGAGGCUCGCGCGAAGGAGGCGGAGAAACGAGCCCAGCAGGCGGCUCUGGUGGCCGAGGAGAGGGCCAAAGAGAAGGCCCAGCGGGCCGUCCAGAGCCGGCAGGAGAAGGAGAAACUGCAGAAGCUCAACAGGCAGCGAGUGGAAGAGGAGGAGAAGCAGAGGCGCCUGGAGCUGCUGCAGUCCAUCGAGAGGAAGCUGGAGAAGAGCGAGCAGAUCUUCAAGGAAAAGCGGGCGGUGCUGGAGAGCGCUCGCUCGGUGGCCCAAGCCUCUUUUCACGUACGAGACAAAGUGCGGGAGGAGACCAACAUGCGCACGUUUGAUAAAAUGGCCCUCGAGGCUCAACUCAAGGCCAGCCUGAACGAGAAAUAAACUCACGGGCUUCGUUUUGAACCGCGCACUUCCGGUCAUGUGCUUGGCUCUCGCCUUCAUUAUGGCCCUCAUCACUCAACAGCUUUACCCUCCUUCCCAUAAAGAGCCACAGUGCUUUUUUUUUUUCCCCCUUACAUAUCUUCACCCAUCAGCUGAUUCGUUUACAUUUUUGACCAUCCGUUUUUAAUUAUAGAUCCUUUCAAAGCAAACCAAAUGGUUUUGUACCGUGGAUAUAAUGAGGCUACAAUCUUCAUCAGCUGUUCUGAAUGAACAGUAGAGCCUGCAAGGCAAGUACAUUGGGCUUCAUAUUAGAUUAGAGUGUGGAGAGAGCUGCCUUGUGCAGACACACAACCCCUCCUCUCUCUCUUUCUCUUUGCCCUCUACUCUACUCGAUCUUGGCUGCUGGACUGAAAGCUGUGCUGGAAUGAAAAGAGUUAUUGUUUACCAGGAAGCACAACUCCAUGACAACUGCAGAGGCUUUUUACAGGAGCACUCCUGUAAGGGUAAAUGAAGCGCAAAUGGUUCUAGACCCCCCACCCCCCAAAGCAAAGGAGGGAUGCUUUUGUACACACACUGUGACACAGCUAGAUAUAGCAUGGAAGUAAAGCUCCGGGCUGGACACUGGUCAGUACCUAACCGCUGACAAUGCAGCACGGGAGGGCCGUGCGCACGAGCCCCCGUGCUGAUGAAGCACCAGAGGACGUUGAUUCCUGCAGCAGUUGAUUCUGUCUUUUUCCCUUCAAGGACUCCCUCAGUCUCACCUCUCCAUGUCAGAUUGCAAUAGCGCUCUGAGAGACAGCCACCUUUUAUUCCCCAAAAAGUCGGCCUGCUCCCAACACAGCCGCCUGCCGACCUGAGUCAACAGGUCCUGGUGAUGAACGAGAGCUGGAGAUGUAACCUAUAAUGGUCCUCCUUUCUUCCCACACUGAACGUCACCCAAGUCUGCUCAGAUGGAAAUACAAACAUAUCUUUUCCUUUUUAAACUAGUGCUAGUGCCAUCUUCUGAGCUGCUGAGAAGGAACCCAGAUAUGACAUGUAAAUGAAAUGACAUGUACAAGGUUCAAACAGCUUUAUUCACAUCAAGGCAUGUUGUUCAGUCCAUAAUAUGUUCCCUCUUGACUUCUCUCAACAUGUGGGCUUCUUUUUUGUAUCAUUUCUGGUAAGUUAUCAUUUGUGCAUUAUCAUAAAAUGCUUGUUUCAAUUAUUUACAUAGAGUUGCUUUGUCAAGGACAGAUUUCGGAUGUAGCAAUAAUGAAAUGGUCAAGGUCACUAUCACACACAUCUGUGAGUUCAUUGUUUUUCUAAAACAUCUGUUAAAGGUCCCAUGGCAUGAAAAUUUCACUGUAUGAGGUUUUUUAACAUUAAUAUGUGUUCCCCCAGCCUGCCUAUGGUCCCCCAGUGGCUAGAAAUGGUGAUAGGUGUAAAC